AUGCCGUUCUGUCGGCUCCGAGUCAACGCUUCGCUGCAGCCGUCGUCUCGUCGUCGGACGAACCGCUCGUGGGAGGAAUCGUGAGGCGUCCGCAAUCCACGAUCCUUAAAUGCAUCGUUGUUUGCGACUUCACUGUACAGCCUGACCUUUCGAAGUGCAUUGUUUUUACUACUAUCCGUUUUCAUGCUAACAAACAAAGAAAAUUGGUAUCAAAUUUAUAUGAUCAACAAAAAAUAAUUUUUAAAUUUAUUUUUAUUUUUUCAAAAUACGUUACAUUGAUCUUAUCAAUGAAAAAAUCUAUAAUUUUAUCAACUUCUAAACCUAGAAUAUUAAGAAACGGUAAAAUUGUAAUUACAAAAAAUAAAAAUAUAGUUAAAAAAAAGUCUAAUUUUAAAGAAAAAAUAAAUGAUAAAUUAUCUUUUAUCAAAACAAGCUCAAAUGAAAUUAGUAAUAUAAAUGUUAAAAAUAAAAAUGAAUUGGUAGUAGCUUCAAAUUAUAACCAUAUAUUUGAGAAUCGUCAUGUAUAUGUAUUGCUUACAAAAUUACCAUCACCAUUAGUAAUUGAUAGAGAUUUGUUUAAUGAUCUAAACAAUAACAAUAAUAAAAAUUAUACAAAAUUAGAAGAUUAUAUACAAUCAAAUGAACUUCAAAUAUAUAAUAAUCUUGAACCAAAAAUAGAAAAGAGUAAAAUGUUAACUGCGACAAAAAAAACUAAGCAGACAGGUAUGACAUCAAGCUCUCUUGAUAAUAAAAGUAUUUCAAAAACUAAAUCACGCAAUCAUUCAAUAAUUAAUCAAACUUCUGAUGUACGAAUUACACGUGGGAAGACAAUCAAGCUUCAAACAGAAGAAAGAAAACAAUUAGAUCAAAUAAUGUUUAAUAAAUUUCCUGAUAGCACAUUUAAAAUGUUGGCUAUACAAAUGUAUGAUAUUAAUAAAGAAGUUAAAUUUCUACGAACACUUGGAUUGAUAUGUCGUUUUAAAUGUCCUUUGAAUUGUAAAACUAAAAAAAAAACAUAAUUAAUAUUAUUUAUAUUUUGUCUGGAGGUCACAUAUUU
Molecule: messenger RNA, 1057 nt
Organism: Melanaphis sacchari
Lineage: Eukaryota; Metazoa; Arthropoda; Insecta; Hemiptera; Aphididae
Exons: 2
Coding region: 288-1019 (243 amino acids)
Source: RefSeq, a predicted model, not a curated record